Messenger RNA from Xenopus tropicalis (tropical clawed frog), 5176 nucleotides. RefSeq names its product FYVE, RhoGEF and PH domain containing 3 (gene fgd3). The record is from RefSeq and is a predicted model, not a curated record. The coding region runs from base 183 to 2873 and encodes 896 amino acids. The transcript has 19 exons. NCBI's taxonomy places the organism in Eukaryota, Metazoa, Chordata, Amphibia, Anura, Pipidae. Gene Ontology annotation, cellular component: cytoskeleton. Gene Ontology annotation, molecular function: metal ion binding; guanyl-nucleotide exchange factor activity.
CUGAGGAGAGUGCUUUGGGCGGGGCUUGUGCCAAACUUGGGGGCUGCAGGCUGAGCAGUUGCUGGUGCUGCUCUGGGAAUGAACCAAAAAGUUAUUUUGUGAGGAAGUUUUUGUUUCUCAACUGACAUCCCAGAUCCCAGGGUGGAAGGGAAGGAAUCCACCCCCCUUGGAGGCAGAAGAGCAUGAACAGAAUGACUGGCCCCAGGGCAGAGGGUCGCAGCUGCGCUCCCUCCCAGCUCAGAUGUCACAUUGAAUCGAGUGCGUUCGGGCGGCCGCAGCAAGUUGGCCCCGUACCAUGUAUCCAGCAAAGCGCAAGGAAGUGGAAGUGCAAACCUCGGCCAAUCAGAACACUUCCCUCCGAAAAACCCCAAGUGCCCCCUAAACCCGCCCAUCUGAAAGCAUCGGGGAAAGAAAUACUAAACCACCGAAUUCCUCCUGCCCCCUCAAAGCCAUUGCCCCUGGUACCCAAACCCCCCCGCCGGCCUGGGGUUAAAGAGCGGGGCAAGUCUGGAACCUCCGACAUCAACCUCCUCAUCAAGAAGUUUGAGAGCCUCAGGCAGCCCGUCCAGUUUGGGAGACACAGUCGGUACCAUUUUAGUGCCAGGAUGGAGCAAGGGACGAGCCCCCUGUGUUGCCCCCAUGUUUCUGCGAGGGACUCGGGGUCGGAGAGUGGGGUCCCUUUGGGGGAGCCGGGCAGGACGGCGGAGGAGGAACCCACUGCAGAGCUGCCCAUGGAUAAUCUCAAAAUGAGAGACCUUACAAUAAACGAUAUUAACAACCGCGGGGGUAACAACGCCUCUGUGAACAGGACUGAGCGCCCCCCGCAAGAGAACGGAAACCUGACCGUCGAUCACAACGACAAUGGGAAAAUUCCCAACAGGGACAGCGGCAUCGACAGCCCUUCCUGCAGCGUGGUCGGGGAGGGGUUCUCCAACGACGAGAGCGCCGAGCCCAAAAAGCUCUCCCUGCCGGUCCACAUGGUGGAAAUUGGGAUUGUCCGGAAGAACUCGGACUCGUCGUCUGUGGAUCAGAAACGGGACUCGACCCAAGAUGAGGACAGCGACCUGGACGAGGGCAGCAGCGAAGAACAUGAAGCCAUGGAGGUGCCCAAGGCAGAGAGCGUCGAUCCCACCAAAUGUUCUGAGCAGCAGAGACUGUACAACAUCGCCAGAGAGCUGCUACAGACGGAGGAGGCGUAUGUGAAGAGGCUGGAUCUGCUGGAUCAGGUGUUCUGCACAAGGUUGUUAUCUGCCGGGGUCCCCCAGGAGGUGAUCAAUGGAAUAUUCUCCAAUAUAUCCUCCAUCUAUCGCUUUCACUAUCAGUUCCUCCUUCCCGAACUAAAGGCGAGAAUAAUGCAAGAGUGGGAUACGAACCCGCGGAUCGGGGAUAUCCUACAGAAACUCGCCCCGUUCCUGAAGAUGUACGGGGAAUACGUCAAGAACUUCGAUAAAGCGAUGGAUAUGGUCAACAGCUGGACCCAGCGCUCUUCUACCUUUAAGGAGGUAGUUCAUACAAUACAGAAGGACCCGGUGUGCGGGAACCUGACCCUGCAGCACCACAUGUUGGAGCCGGUGCAGAGGAUUCCCCGCUACGAGCUGCUCCUGAAGGAUUAUCUGAAGAAACUCCCAGACGACUCUCCGGAUCGCAAGGAUUCAGAAAAGUCCCUGGAGUUAAUUUCUACUGCGGCCAAUCACUCAAACGCAGCCAUCCGCAAAAUGGAGAAGAUGCACAAACUGCUGGAGGUGUAUGAGCGACUCGGGGGGGAGGAGGAUAUAGUUAAUCCGGCCAAUGAGCUCAUUAAGGAGGGGCACAUACAGAAACUGUCGGCGAAGAACGGGACCACGCAGGACCGGUACCUGUACCUGUUUAACAGCAUGCUCCUGUACUGCGUCCCCAAGCUGCGCCUCAUGGGCCAGAAGUUCAGCGUCCGGGAGAAGAUCGACAUCGCCGGGAUCCAGGUACAGGAGACCGUGAAGAACAAUUCCCCUCAUAUGUUCCAGAUAAUCGGCAAAAAGAGAUCCCUGGAGCUGCAGGCGAGGACAGAGGAGGAGAAGAAGGAAUGGAUACAGGUCAUCCAAGCCACGAUCGAGAAGCACAAACAGAACAGCGAGACCUUCCGGGCGUUUAACAGUUCCUUUUCCAGAGACGAUGAGCAUUGCCCCGAUUCCCCGGUGCCGGGCACGGGCCCCCCGGAUUAUUCCUCAGGGAUGGACGGCUGCAGCUCUCCUGGAGGGGCCGAUUCCUUCCGGAAAUCCUGUAAGAUAAAGCGGGAGAAGGAGAAGCAAAACUGCAAGGGCUGCGGGGAGAGUUUCAACUCCAUAACGAAGCGCAGGCACCACUGCAAGCAAUGCGGCGCCGUGAUUUGCGCAAAGUGCUCGGAGUUCAAGCUGCUGGCGGAGAACAGUCGGCAUAACCGGGUCUGUAAGGAGUGUUUCCCUCUCGUCUCCUCUGUCUCGGGGAGUCCGGGGGGCACCACAGAGUCGGGGGACACAAAGAAGAAAGUGGAGAAGCAGAAUUCCUUGUCUCCGGAAAACUGUGUGUUCAGCAGUAGCCUCCUGUUCCUGGAGAAGGGGAGAACGUGGACGAAAGUGUGGGUGUCGGUGCCCAGGAACGAGCCCCUCGUCAUGUAUCUGCAGGGGGGCAGCCAGGAUGGGCGGCCCCCCCGGGCAAUACCGUUGCCAGGAUACGAAGUGGGUUUGCCAAGCGCCGGUGACAAAGUGGACUUGAAACACGUAUUUAAACUGUCGCAGUCGCAGCAAGUUCUGUUCUUCGGGGCGGAGGAUGAGGAUUUGCUGCAGAAGUGGAAGGGGAUUCUCAGUAAAGCCUCUCGGGGGGACCCCCCCAUUGUGGCAGAGGAUCCAGAAAAGCUCUAGAACCUCUUGUGCUCUUGAAGCCGACUGGGAAUCUCCACUAGGACCCAGGAGAGACUUUGUCCUGCACGUAACUCGCUGUACACCAGGGGGCGCCAACACGUACCUCUCCGGCUAUGGCCGGACUCUUGACUUGCACGGGAUGCUGGGAGUUGUUGGCCGUUUGUCCCUGCGUCUGUAUCCGUAGGAAACCAGUUGUUUGUACGUCCAGUUGUAUGUCUGUCGCGUCCCCUUUGUACGAUGAUGUUUUGACCUCAUUCGGGACGGAUGGUUGGGGGGUCGGGCAAGAGCCAUAAUAGUAGGAUUCACCCCACCGUGUCCGUAGCACAACGUUCUGUAUAUGUGUAUUUAACAAAGAAAAUCCCAGAUAUUGUUCCGUGCUGGUUGUAUAUGUGAAUAGCUGUAAAGAUUAUCCAAGCUCUUUAUGUCAGAGUGAUAAAAGCACAAGAGGUGGGGUCCUACAGAGAUCCAUGGGGGCCCUACAGAGAUCCGCGGGGCCCUACAGAGAUCCGCGGGGCCCUACAGAGAUCCAUGGGGGCCCUACAGAGAUCCGCGGGGCCCUACAGAGAUCCGCGGGGUCCUACAGAGAUACGUGGGGUCCUAGAGAGAGGUCCUACAGAGAUCCACGGCGUCCUACAGAGAUCUGCGGGGUCCUACAGAGAGGUCCUACAGAGAUCCGCGGGGGUCCUACAGAGAGGUCCUACAGAGAUCCGCGGGGCACACAGGUUCUGUUGUCAACUGGGAGGUGUAAGAACUGGUAUUAGGGCACUUCCAUGGUCUUCGUAGGAGCCCUCAGCCCCUAUUGAACAUGAGAAGGCGGCCAAUAAGCAAGCUAGGGGAUACCAGCUGUGUGUAGGUGUCUACAGUCAAUCUAUGUGUCCAACCCUUCAGCUUUGGCUUGGUGGCCAACAGAUAAUAAAGGGGAACCAGCUCUCAGGGUCAAAGCAGCCUAGAACAAACAGGAACCCGUCAUCAAUGGUCAUCUUUUGUUGUCUCAGCAGGUCGGCUUCCAGGAUAUAACAUCCCAGAGGGUUUGCAUGGAUUGGGGGUGAAGGUUGCUGGCUUAGCUGCAAAGUUGUGGUGGCAAAUCUUCUACCCAAGUCCUUCAAGGAUCUGCCAAUGGGUAAAUCCCAGCCUGUGAUAGUAAUGAAGAGUGUGGUGAAGUCUUUGUUGAGGAAGGAACCUGUUAUGGUUGAAAGAUGAGGAUGGUGGUCAGUAAGGACUCCAUUUGGCCUGCCCAAUCCCCAGCAGCUAGCGAUGUUCAUCCAAGUCAAGACAAGGCUGAGCAACUUCACAUAGGGUUGCUAUGAAUGUUGCUAUGCAGCUCCCACUUAUAAACCUACAGGUGCAGAAUGGUAACCAGGGAGGUAGCGCAGAAGAUGUUUAUGACCCCAACUUCUUUAAGAUUCUAGUUGUCCACAUCUGCAAAGGUAAAGCUCAUUAGAGGUGAUUGCUACCAUCGAUCAAGGACUUUACAUAAGGAACGAGGGAAGUAGACUUGGCCAGUUGCUAGAACUUGCCCUCAUUGGACUUGCCAAGCCCUAGUGUUGAGUAGUUGGUGUAGGUCUACUGAGGGUGUCUUCUUAGGAAGAGACUGAAAUGCAAUCUCCUCUGGGGUUACUGGUUCUAAUGUGGACAGGAAGGUAGAAGAGUUGGUGUCAGGGUUCGAAAGUGUCUUUCAUUAGGUAGGUAGGUAGUGCUCUGUUGCAAUGUUGGACCCACUGGGUCUCCUGUUUUGAGCCGUUCCAACCCUACCGGUUCUUUACUUGGGCAGAACAAUUGACCUUCGAUGCUCUGUGGGACAUGUAGGUCCCUCAUUGAUUCUGUGCCGGUGUCCAGCCACUGAGCAUGACUCCCCUAAUGCUCCAUAUUCCCCCAUAGAAACUCUCUGCCAUGGUCCCCAGAGUCCCCCACCCAGAGUCCCCUCCCCAGUGUCCCCCACCCAGAUAACCGUGCCGCGUGUUCCAUAGUUCUACAGAAGAAUAAUAAGUGGAUUAUAAAGCAAAUCUGUCAUGUGACUUUCUGUAUUAUCCCUGUGGGACCUUGCUGAGUGGGUGGGACCUUGCUGAGUGGGCGGGACCUUGCUGAGUGGGCGGGGCCAGGGGGCCACAGACCAAGCACCUUUCGCAUGUUUCCUGGACAUAGAAAUAACGUGUUCGGCCGCGGUUUUAGCCCAACUGGGAAGUUGUCUUGUUUUUUUUUUAAUUAUUAUUGGAUAAUCUGUGAUUUUAUUUAUGAUUUGUAAAUAUAAUUUGUAUAAUAUACAUAUUUUCAAAUGUUUAAAAAAAAAAUAAGCUAAUAAAAUG